Humulus lupulus (European hop) is the source of this 1464-nucleotide messenger RNA. RefSeq names its product structural maintenance of chromosomes flexible hinge domain-containing protein GMI1-like. The transcript is spliced from 14 exons. NCBI's taxonomy places the organism in Eukaryota, Viridiplantae, Streptophyta, Magnoliopsida, Rosales, Cannabaceae. The record is from RefSeq and is a predicted model, not a curated record. Bases 285 to 923 code for a protein of 212 amino acids.
UUGACGAAGAAAAAAAAAAUGGAGCCAAAGUAAAUCUCUCGGACACUCCAGCUUACAAGCAGUACGUCGCCGGCUUACUCGCCGAAGUUUCCACCGUCACCAUUGGCCAUCCCUUGGACACCGUAAAGUUGAAGCUGCAAAAACACAAUACUGAAGCACAUGGGAUCAAGUACAAGAAUAGUUUGCAUUGUACUGCUAGGAUACUAAGGACUGAAGGACUAUGGAGAUAUUUUAAAAGUUCAGGACUUGAAUGCAAUAUUACGUCAUUUUGGAAUGCGAAAGAGAUGGCACAAGCUUUCCCAGCAUCGCUCUCUGUAUCAUCAGGCAAUAAAGUCUUUUUUAAACAAGAAUUUCAUAUUGAGAAAAGAGAACUGAGAAUCGCAUCGAAGGUACCCGAGAUUCUUACUGCUGGUUCCAAACUAGAAAAUAUCAUUUUUGAAAUUGUCAACUGUGAGGGUAUUGUGGAUGAUACUAUCCACGAAGAAGAGAAAAUUGGUCUGUCACAUAUGCUAACAAUAAAGGCUGAUUGGCUUAAUUUGGGAGAGUCUGUCCGGUAUACUUUCAAGCAUGGGCGCUGCAUUGUUCCUGCUAUUCCUUUAUCUCAAAUUGCAGGAAACUAUAGCUUCUUAGCUAUCCAUUCUCACCAUUCAAACCUUAGUCUGAAUGUUGAGGUUCAUGUCAAACCUGCUAUACCAAAUCCAAAAGUGGAGCAUGAUGGAAAAAACUUCUACACAGUCAUUGAAAAUAAUAACAAGAUCUCUACAAAUUUUUAUUCUCCAAAUAUGAAUGUUGUCAAUGAGAACUUCCUCCCUCUGCUUAAACGCCUUGAUGACUGCAUAGCGUAUGUAGAAAAAAAUCCACAGUAUGCUGAAUCUGACGUUUACUUACUCAAAUUUCGACAACUUCUUGAGCAUUGGGUAUGAUUCGCUCUCAUGUACUUUCUGUACUCAAAAGUGUGUCUUCUCAGGUUCAGUCAGCAAUCCAGAGCAAUAGUAGCAGCAAGGCAUCUCUUGCUGAGGGUGUAGGGGCAUCUGUUAUAUAUGUUCGUUUCAAGGCAGCGGUAAGUGAGGUUCAUGCGACCAGAAACUGCACAGGGCAUAUUUGUUAACUUCAAAGACUUGUACCAUUACAAUGGGAACAAGCUUCCUUUUGCUGCUGCUCAAAUUGGCCAGGCUUUCAGAAAUGAGAUAUAUGAACUGGGUUGGAACUGGGACAAUUUAGAACUUCUAGCACAGGGCAGAAACUUCAUGUUAUGAUAAAUGGCAGUGUUAAACUUGUAAAAUGCCUUGUACAGAACAUUGUGGUUGAUAUUUCGUUCAAUCAGUUAGGAGGGCUUUGUACACUAUGCUUUCUGGAGCAGGUCGAUUGCCUCAUUAGCAAAGAUCAUCUUUUCAAACGGAGUAUUAUACUAAUUAAGGCUUGGUGCUAUUAUGAAAGCCGUAUUCUUGGUGCUCAUCAUGGUUU